This is a messenger RNA of Drosophila busckii, 603 nucleotides long. RefSeq names its product calmodulin. Gene Ontology annotation, cellular component: myosin II complex. The transcript has a single exon. Gene Ontology annotation, molecular function: calcium ion binding. NCBI's taxonomy places the organism in Eukaryota, Metazoa, Arthropoda, Insecta, Diptera, Drosophilidae. Bases 77 to 580 code for a protein of 167 amino acids. The record is from RefSeq and is a predicted model, not a curated record.
AUUGAGUUGCUUUUACAAAACGUUGAAAAAAACCUUUAGCUUUAAAAUUUUACGUUUAGUUUACUUUUGCUAGAUCAUGGAUGAUUUUGAUUUUGGCACGCCACCGCCGGAAGAGCGCGUUACCAUACAAAGGACACACUCGCUGAACGCUGAGCAGGAAAAAGAUUUAACGGAAGCAUUUUCGCUAUUUGAUCAAGAGGGCACGGGCGUUAUACCCAUUAAGCAGUUGGGCGAGCUUAUGCAUGCCGUUGCGCAUAAUCCACCAGAGCAUGAGAUGCAAGAACUGUUUGCUGAAUACGAUCCCUAUAACACUGAGGAGAUCAGCCUCAAUGACUUUCUGCAUAUUAUGAGCGAGCGCUACAAGGAGCAGACACCUGAGGAUGAAGUCAUCUUGGCCUUCAAGGUGUUUGACAAAGAACAAAGCGGUUUCAUACAUGAGAACGAGUUGCGCCAAAUUAUGACAACCUACGGCGAUGUGAUGGACGAAGACGAAGUCGAGCAAUUUAUAUUGGACGGCAACUCUAACACUGAGUGCAAAGUAAACUUUGCCGAGUUUGUCAUGAUGAUGGCCGAACGUUAAGCAUAAGCAGGCGUCCACACUUA